This is a messenger RNA of Heterobilharzia americana, 5466 nucleotides long. NCBI's taxonomy places the organism in Eukaryota, Metazoa, Platyhelminthes, Trematoda, Strigeidida, Schistosomatidae. The record is from the annotation of a GenBank genome assembly.
AUGCAAAAUAAAGAUAAACUGAAUAAGGUUGGUUCUUCUGCUGAUGCUGAAGAUGUUAAAGUACUCGAGUCUAAUCUCAAGACUAAGCACGUCCAUAAGUCGCAUCAAAUUACUAAUGUUUCGAAAAACAAAGAUUCGGUUGACACAGAACAGCAGUUAUCAAAAGCAGAUGAAUCCAUUUCUCAAAAGCCUCCUGUGGUGAAAAAAAGAAAGAAAUUGUUGAAAAAGCUACCUCCUCUAGACACUCAUGAUUCUGCCUCUGAUAACUUAAGAAGUGUUCCAUUGGUUGAAAUAAAACAACCUUCGUUAAAUAAACCAUUGAACGUCAGACAACAAGAGGCCGAGAAUAAAGUCGUAGUGACAAAAGAAGCGCCUGUUACUUCGAAUAUACCUUUAGCAUCAAUGAAGUAUGAACAGCCGAGACAAUUUGCAAGAUCACGACCUAGUUAUGCCCUGCCAGAGAGGAUGCAACGUUUACGAAGGACAACAGGAUUAAGUGAACCGUCAACAAGCCCUGAAUUGAGUUUAAGUGAUACAAGAGGCAAGGAAAAUAUUGAUCAGAUAUCUGGAUAUGACUUUUUUGUGAAAGAAUGGUUUGAUAACACAACUGGAAAGGAUUCUGCUCUUGUGUUUAUUUCAAAUUCUGAACCACAAAUCGUAUCAGGUGCCGGUGAGAGACAUUCUGCUGGCGAUGGAACACAGUCUAGAAUGACUAAGACUAAACGACACAAAAGUCUUUUUAAAAGAACGGAAUCAGUGAUGGAUGAUACUUCAGUCGAGAUGUAUCAAGAAACUCAGCCGCUUCUGGGAUUUGUGGAAAGAAGUAAACAAGAUCUAUUGAUAUUUGGCCGAUCAGAGUAUUUAUCCAGUCAAGAAAGAAUUCGAAUUGAGUCAAAAUUUUUAUAUGAUCCACCUGAUACAGAAGUUCCCCUUGAAUUGAAAAUUGGAGGCAAACUUCCACGAUAUAUGGAAGAUGAAGGGUUUUUUAUUGGCAAACUACCUUAUGUGGCUCCAACGAAUCUACGUCAUUUGGAAAAUCGUAUCAUCAAUGAAGUUCACAUGGAUGUGUCUGGCUUGAAAUCUAUAAAUGACUAUCAGUCGGCAGACAAUGAAAUAUUGAGUGGAGCUGUCAGCGACCAAGAAAUGGAAGUGAGAAAGAGGCUGAAAAUUCAGUCAUGGUUUCGUGAAGAUGGUAUGUUGGAUUUACAACCUAACCCUCUAAAAAAUAUCCCUUCAAGGCCAUCUUUAUGGAAUGAUCAGUUAAAUCCUCUACCCGAAAAACUUCAAAUCUUCUAUGUACACCCUUUAUCACCUGAAUUGACGCAUAAUUAUUUUCUGAGCAGCAGUCAAGCCGACAGUUUAAAAUCCCAACAUCUCUCAGGUUCUGGACUGAAUUUAUCUCGAUUUGGGAAAACUGGUGCUGGAACUAUGGAUACGGAUUGUCGUUUGGAUGUCGAUAUUCGACAGAUUGCCUUUGAUUUCCAUCCCUUAUUCAGCUUGGAGCAUGUUCACGCACAAAAUCUACGUCAAAUUGUUCAAAUCUAUGAAUUAACACUUUCAAGGGAUCAAGUUAAUGCUUGUAUUCAACGUAUAAGCGCUUUGAAGAGAGCAUUGAGACAACUUGAAGGUAAACGAAUCGCUAAUGAGACUACUUAUAGUGAAGAGGAACUUCUUGAUAUAGAUUACAGGAUAGAAGAUUACUACCAAGAAAUCAGUUUAAUGCGUCCCCUACGGGCAUGGAAACGUAUCAAAGAGACGCGGAAAAGAAGUGGUUGCACAAACACCACAGUUCGACUUAAAAUUUCAAAACAGUUGACAAAUAUUGAACAGGAUCAGUUGGAUUGGGAUAAUGAGUUGGAUGAGAUUGUCAAAGAAGCAAAACAUGAAUUCGAUGGGAAAUUUCAACAAGCUCAAAAUAAGUAUGACGAAGAAUUGGAAAUUUAUAAGAAGGAAAAAAGAAAACAGGAGGCAGCUCUUCGACGACAACGUUUACGUGAAUCAGGUCAAACUGGUGAUAUGGAGGAUAAUGCAGAAGUUGAACGUGAGGAUGCACAGGUUUUAGCGAAGAAAACGUUGACGAACCCACCGACAAAACCAAAACCUUUUGAUUCACAGUUUGUUAGAGAUGAAGCAGAAAUAAAUUUGAAGAAAUGCAGACGAUUACCUAAUGAACCAAAAAUCACCGUCAGUCUAGCUGAAGAUACUGUGAUCUCAUCGAACAAUGAAUGUCCUAAGAUGGAAUUGAACCGUCGUUUAAAGAUGCUUGAAUAUACUUACUUCAUUAAAUUAUAUUACAAUGGUAAAUUGGUUGCAACUACUCAACCACAACUACUCACGCAUCAAUUUACACUUGACUUUCGUUGGAUUCUUCCGAUACAAAUUCGCAACCAACCAGAGUCGAUUGUAGCAAAAUUAUUCGAAAAACGUGGCUGUCAUUCCCAUCAAAUAACUGAAUUUUACAUUACCCCACCAAAUUAUGAAGAGAUGAGGUCGUCUUCAGCAGAGCGAAGUAAUAUUCCACUGGAAUUAGAUUUACAACGUCUCCGUUUCACAAUUACCACUGGUGCAUCACUUAAACUUGUCCAGAGCAGCUCAAACCAGAAUGUUUCCCCUUCGUCAGCAUCAAUGUCAUCAUUUGUUGGUGCACAGCCAAAGAUUUUACUGGAAGAGUUAGAUGGUUCUGGUGAGAAAAUGGUUUGUAUACCGAUAACUGGUACAUUAUAUACAACGGUCAAAUGGGUGCCGACAAAUUAUGAGUCAGCUGAUACUAUAGAUAUUGAAAGAAACACUGGAUAUCUGCAAAACAGGUCUGGAUAUUCCAGAAGUUCAAUGAAACAGUAUACUGCUAACUUGCAAUCAUUUCUUUAUCCAGCAACAUCUUUCUUACAUUCAAUACAGAUGAAUCAGUCGAAUCCAUUAUUUUUAAAUGACACAUUGAAGAGUGAUGAACGUGAAAACUUUAAGACACAUAGACUUGAUCCAAAUAAUACAAUGGAUGCGAAAUUGUUAAAUUUGAUACAGACUGUGUCAGGAAGUCAUCUUCUACCAAGUCAAGUACAGAAUACAACAGGACCAGAAGUACUAUUUCGAACUAGAGCUGGUGGAGCGAAUUACUUUCAUUUAGACUAUUUGAUUGAACGUUUCAAUUUUUGCACUGAUGAAGAUUUAGACAAUUCUAAGCGUUUACGUUUACUCCAUCUUAGACAAAAUCGUGUGCCAGGAUUUCAAAAUAUUAUUAUACCAUCAUUUGCAAGACAUAUUCCAGAGGAUAUUUUUGAUUCAUUGAAUGAGAAGAAAGAUCCUGAUUCUUAUCAUGGGACUCUGAAAGGCAUGAAAGCAUACAAGCAAAAGCAUAAAAUGUAUAUUGAAAAGAUUAAAGCUGAAGUUAACCAACAUUUCCAAGAAGCGUUGAAUAAAAAAUCGAUUCGUGAAAUUGUCAUUGAGGAAGAAAUACCAAAUAUUUUAUUUUUACUGCCAAUGUUAAGAAGAUUAUUUGAGCCUAAACGUCCUCUCAGACCAAAACAUCAAGAACGUCGCCGUAUUGGACCACAGUAUGUUCAGGAUUCUUAUCUAGAAUUGAUUGUUACUAUACACGGGGCUUAUAAUUUACCUAUUCGAUGCAGAAAAAGAAGGGACCAGUCAGAUUACGGCGAUAAAAAUGGAGUUAAAAAUGACCCUUUGAAACCGUUUGUUGAAAUUAAAUUUCAACAGAACAAACGAUCCACUAUUCCGUCGGAAGGGAGAAAUCCAUGUUGGAAUGCAGAAUUUCGAUUUUCCUUCAUUUUGACACCCGGAAUUUCAAAGUUGGAAUGCAUGAAAGAUCCAAUUAUAAUCAAUGUGUAUGAUCAACUUACAUUUAGUCAAACUGAAGGCGAUCAGCCUGAAUCAUCUAAUUAUAUACAACAUGUAGAACAUCGUCUUAUUGGUUCAGCUGAAGUCCCAUUGUCAACUGUUUACUUGAAUAGUAAGAUAAGUGGCAAGAUCAAUUUAUCAAUCCCUUUAAUUCUACAAGGAUAUGAAGUAGGAAAUAUUGUGAAAUCUUCAAUUCGACCAAUGAUAGAUGUUCUGAUGACGCUUGAACCAUCGAUUUAUCCACCAGCACCAUUAUUGGACUCGUUUAUCACCAUGGAACCAGUUAGUAUCCAGUCAACACUGUCAAAGUGGUACCAAAAACUAGCAAAAUAUAAAUUUAUGACUGAUAGACAAUUUAAACCAUUGGUAAUGAAUUCGAACUGUCAAGAGGUGUUGAUGACACGUUUCUUAAGACCAUUAAAUCCGCCAGAAGAAUUUCUACCAGGAAUGAAUACUGGUUUAACAGUGCCAGAAUCUAUGCUACGUUUGUCUCGUUACGUAUCACUGAUACCGUAUGAAUCAGAUGCAGCUUCGUUUCCCGGAUUGGCUCAAGUUUGGUGUACAUGUGAUCAAUUUCUAAGCAUGUUAUGCGGGGAUGAAGAAGAACACGCAGUACUCUUGGCCUGCUACUUUAUGUAUGUAUUUCAGUUCAGUACAGUGGAUAGUGACAACGCUGAUACAUCUAAUAUGCAGCCAUCGAAAAAGUCUUCUCAAGCUGCAGUCCAUCCAGUUUAUCUUUGUGUCGGUGAAGCAGUUCCUGAAGGUUGUACAGUUUACAUAAUGACGGAAGAUUUUAUUUCACAUAAGCAAACAUUGAUCUCUCCAAACUGGCGCCUUUGGAAUCCUUCCUCUACGCUCUGUCUGGGGAUUAGUCAGUGCAGAAAAUAUAUUAGCCAAUAUACACAAAAACAUGAACCAUGGGAGUUGAUUUGGGAUAUGAACUCUACUAAAAAUUGGCUGCCUGUAUUUUCGAAAUCUGGAAUCACUGAUAAUUCAAAUAUUCCUCAAACUAUACAACCAAAUAAAUUAUCUUAUGAUAUCUUGGAAUCACGUGAAGUUGAUUAUAUCAAGUUUGAAUUAGAAACUGUGCUAAGAGAUGCACUUAUGGAGUGGAGAAAAACAAAAAUAACGCGGCUUAAUUAUGAAUUUAUCAAAGAUUUUAACAAAAUGCUUGAAAGUUUAGAGAAGAAUAAUGGAGCAUAUUAUGAUGGCUUGAAUCAACUACUUGAUCGUAUUUCACUUAAAUAUCAUAUGUAUGGAUUCCCAAUGAAUUUCUCCUACAUGGAACCAGAUGAAAUUAUAGCCAGAGUAAAAUCAAAAGGCAUUCAUGAUUUGAUUGGGAGUGAAUAUGCUUUCUCUGAUAUCGUUGACCAGGCUCAACAGUUACAACAGCAAAAAAGUUCAGUUAGUUUCGCUAAAACAACGUUAAAUGGUUUCUCGGAUUCAAUAUUCAAUCAAAAACCAUCGAUUGCAUCAAUCAGAAGACUUCAGUCAGAUUCUUUAAAUGUUCAGUUUGCACUUAAUGUUUAUGUGAAGGCUUAUCCGGGACCAGUUCUGUCUAUAUGGAUUUAUUUAGCUGCGUUAUGGCGACGUACUCCUACUGAAUUACAAUAA